ACUGACAUACCAUUACGAAAUCCUUGUUUUGAUGCGCAUCUCCGUGAAUCAACAAAAAAAACAAACUUGCAUCCAAAAUAAAGCAUCAAAAUACCAAUCAAUAACUAGUGCAACACGUAAAAUGGUGGGCUACAACGCAGAAGGGCCCGAAAGGGACACCCUGGUGGUGUAUAUGGAGGAGAAGGACCGUAUUGAGCGGGAACUGGUGGAUCUGAACCGGGUGCUGGCGAGGAACCAGGUGGGCAUGACGGACCCCCUGGUGGACGCCGAGGGGUUCCCGCGCUCCGACAUCGACGUCUACCAGGUGCGGAACGCCCGCCACAGGAUUAUAUGCUUGAAGAAUGACCUGAAGGAAGUCAUGAAGCACAUCGAGCGUGGGCUGCACGCCAUGCAUGCUGCCUUCAUGGGGCCCUACGGGGAGGGGCCCUCCAGUGGGCAGGCUGCAGGUGGCUCAGCCAGCGGCGCAGCUUCCAGCAGCCGCGCCAACGGACACGUCCCGAACGGACACGCGACGAACGGACAUGCGACGAACGGACACGCGACGAACGGACACGCGACUAAUGGACACGACGGGGUGGACGACGAGAGGGUUGCGCUGGUGGUGGCCGGGACCAGGGACAUGCAGGUGGCUGAUAGAGCCUUCCUGAAGGUCAACAUGGUCAGCUCCGGGUCGCCUGCUGAUACUGCUGGCAUCCGCGUCGGCGACGAGGUGGUCCAGUUCGGCUCGGUCACGUCCGUGAACUUCGACAACCUGUCGCAGAUCGCGGGCGUGGUGCACCACUGCGUCGGCUCGCGAGUUGACAUCCGUCUGCGCAGGGGCGACGAGAUCGUGACCGUCAGCCUGAUCCCGGGCCCGUGGGCCGGCCGCGGGCUGCUCGGCUGCAACGUGGUCCCGGUGUAGACCCCCCACGGAGCAUCGAUCGGUGUUGUGGUAGACCCCCCGUGGACUUAGACUGAGUUUGCGGUUGUGAAGUUUUGCGCGCGUUGAUUGUUUUGGCAUUUUGGGUAUUGUUUUUAAAAUAGAAAUAAUCUUAUGUUGACUGUGGAGCUGCAUCGAAAUAGCUGAAGCGUUUUUGUUUAUGUUGCAAAAAACAUUAUUUUUUAGAGAAAAUAUUUAUAAUUGCUACGCAGCGCAGCGCUUUAAAACUUCGUAACCGUGAAGUCAGACUAGGUCCCCUGUCUCGUUUAUUGGCAGAUUCUAUUCCCAUCUUGGUGUUUUUUGUUAAACAGAAAAUCUCCAAGUUUCGUUUUAAGGUGGCGACGCUAGGUGGCGCUGUCACAGUGCAGUGUUUCUAUUCUGUUAGUUAUACUAAAAUUAGUUUAAUAAUUUUGUAACUUUCCUACAAUAACAAAAGCUUUUUGUACAAUGAAAUUGAAAAUAUUUAUGUCAAUUCGAUUGAUACCUUUUCAUAAAAUUUUGUAACAAAAUGAAGUAACAGUUUUUACAAAUGCUUGAUUUAUGUUAUGCAUAUUAUAGAAUCCGUACCAACAAAGACUUUACAUACAAGAAUAUUAAGCCAGCAAAACUAUUGCUUGUUCCUAGAUCAUCCAGUGAAUUAAUUGUUUAAUCAAAAUGGCUACUGAACCGACCAUUCACAAGAAAGCUUUAGGGCCAAGCGGCAGUGGCGCCAUCUUAGCGCAUUUAACUUUGAGUUUUAUUCAAGGUUUCAUCUCUUAUAGUUUCUAUUAUAUAAUUAUUGUUGUACAACUUUUCCAUUCACUUUUAUACACAGAAACAUUGUACGAACCUAGUCUAUUUAUUGUAACUGCUUCGUAGUGCUAGUAGGUGUAAAUAAAUGUAUAAAAUAAUA
This is a messenger RNA of Plutella xylostella (diamondback moth), 1811 nucleotides long. Its product is annotated as 26S proteasome non-ATPase regulatory subunit 9. Gene Ontology annotation, biological process: proteasome regulatory particle assembly. Lineage: Eukaryota; Metazoa; Arthropoda; Insecta; Lepidoptera; Plutellidae. Gene Ontology annotation, molecular function: protein binding. The record is from RefSeq and is a predicted model, not a curated record. Gene Ontology annotation, cellular component: cytoplasm; nucleus.